This is a messenger RNA of Diceros bicornis minor, 1922 nucleotides long. It is a transcript of the gene GPR89A, whose product is annotated as G protein-coupled receptor 89A. Gene Ontology annotation, biological process: intracellular pH reduction. Lineage: Eukaryota; Metazoa; Chordata; Mammalia; Perissodactyla; Rhinocerotidae. The transcript has 14 exons. Gene Ontology annotation, molecular function: voltage-gated monoatomic anion channel activity. The record is from RefSeq and is a predicted model, not a curated record. Bases 116 to 1483 code for a protein of 455 amino acids. Gene Ontology annotation, cellular component: Golgi cisterna membrane.
AGUCCGGGGGGUGGACACCAAGUGAAGGCCGCCUGUGUGAGGGGGCCGGUGGCCCCAGCGUGCCGCGGCCCAAGGGAGUGAGAAGCGGAGGCACGAGCCCUCCCUACACUUCGCCAUGAGUUUCCUGAUCGACUCCAGCAUCAUGAUUACCUCCCAGAUACUUUUCUUUGGAUUUGGGUGGCUUUUCUUCAUGCGCCAGCUGUUCAAGGACUACGAGGUGCGCCAGUAUGUCGUACAGGUGAUCUUCUCUGUGACUUUUGCGUUUUCUUGCACCAUGUUUGAGCUCAUCAUCUUUGAAAUCUUAGGAGUAUUGAAUAGCAGCUCUCGUUAUUUUCACUGGAAAAUGAACCUGUGUGUAAUUCUGCUGAUCCUGGUUUUCAUGGUGCCUUUUUACAUUGGCUAUUUUAUUGUGAGCAACAUCCGACUGUUGCAUAAACAGCGACUGCUUUUUUCCUGUCUCUUAUGGUUGACUUUUAUGUAUUUCUUCUGGAAACUAGGAGAUCCAUUUCCCAUUCUCAGCCCAAAACACGGGAUCUUGUCCAUAGAGCAGCUCAUCAGCCGGGUAGGUGUGAUUGGGGUGACUCUCAUGGCUCUACUUUCUGGAUUUGGUGCUGUCAACUGCCCAUAUACGUACAUGUCCUACUUCCUCAGGAAUGUGACUGACACAGAUAUUCUAGCCCUGGAACGGCGACUCCUCCAAACCAUGGAUAUGAUCAUAAGCAAAAAGAAAAGGAUGGCAAUGACACGAAGAACUAUGUUCCAGAAGGGAGAGGUGCAUAACAGACCAUCAGGAUUCUGGGGAAUGAUAAAGAGUGUUACCACUUCAGCACCAGGAAGUGAAAAUCUUACUCUUAUUCAACAGGAAGUGGAUGCUUUGGAAGAACUAAGCAGGCAGCUUUUUCUGGAAACAGCUGAUCUAUAUGCUACCAAGGAGAGAAUAGAAUACUCCAAAACUUUCAAGGGGAAAUACUUUAAUUUUCUGGGUUACUUUUUCUCUAUUUACUGUGUUUGGAAAAUUUUCAUGGCAACCAUCAAUAUCGUUUUUGACCGAGUUGGGAAAACUGAUCCAGUCACGAGAGGCAUUGAGAUCACUGUGAAUUAUCUGGGGAUCCAAUUUGAUGUGAAGUUCUGGUCCCAACACAUCUCCUUCAUUCUGGUUGGAAUAAUCAUUGUCACAUCAAUCCGAGGAUUGCUGAUCACUCUUACCAAGUUCUUUUAUGCCAUCUCCAGCAGUAAGUCCUCCAAUGUCAUUGUCCUGCUAUUAGCACAGAUAAUGGGCAUGUACUUUGUGUCCUCUGUACUGCUGAUCCGAAUGAGCAUGCCUCUAGAAUACCGCACCAUAAUCACCGAAGUCCUUGGAGAACUGCAGUUCAACUUCUAUCACCGUUGGUUUGAUGUGAUCUUCCUGGUCAGUGCUCUCUCCAGCAUACUGUUCCUCUAUUUGGCUCACAAACAGGCACCAGAGAAGCAUAUGGCACCUUGAACUCAUGCUUAUUACAGACUGCUGUAAGCUAGUGGUUUCAGGAUUUGGAUAUUAAAGGGAAAAAAUGGAGGGCACCAGGGCCUAACAUUUUUUAAAUGAACAAAAGCCUGUGGUAGCAUGUUCAACCGCCAGUUUAUACCUUCCUCCUCCAGUGAUACUGUGAUCAUGAGUAGCAUCAGCUAGAAUGUGAGAGAGCAAAGUAACUCGAGCUAGUACUCAGCCAAGAGCAUCCUGUGUGGUUUAAGGCUGGUGCAGUGUGGGAGGGGGGGGUGUGGAAAAGAGCCAAGAAACUGGGGGAAAAAUACACUGGAACUCUGGGGUAAGAGAAGUAUAAGGUAGCUGGGCCAAACACAUAGAAUUUCUGUUUAAGUCAAGGUUCACAUGCAGAAGGUUAUGGCUUUCCCUUGAGAUUGUCUGUCAUUAAAAUCAGAGAUUGUAA